Messenger RNA from Cuculus canorus (common cuckoo), 2872 nucleotides. RefSeq names its product ceramide-1-phosphate transfer protein (gene CPTP). Bases 57 to 701 code for a protein of 214 amino acids. Gene Ontology annotation, molecular function: ceramide 1-phosphate transfer activity; ceramide 1-phosphate binding. The transcript is spliced from 2 exons. The record is from RefSeq and is a predicted model, not a curated record. NCBI's taxonomy places the organism in Eukaryota, Metazoa, Chordata, Aves, Cuculiformes, Cuculidae. Gene Ontology annotation, biological process: ceramide transport; intermembrane lipid transfer. Gene Ontology annotation, cellular component: membrane; cytosol; cytoplasm.
GCGAUGGGCGGGGCCUGGAGGGGGCGUGGCCCGGCGGUGCCGCCUCAGGGCUCGGCAUGGCGGGCGCUCAGGGCUCCUUCAGCCUGCGCGAGGUCCUCGCCGCCUUCCAGGAGUGCGUGACGGAGCGGCGGGAGGUGCUGCUCGGGCCGUACCUGCGGGGCUGGCGGGGGCUCGUCCGGUUCCUGCAGGGCUUGGGCACUGUCUUCUCACUCAUCUGUAAGGACGCGGUGGCCAAGGUGCAGAUCAUGGAGGGCUACUGCGGCAGCGAGCAGCAGGACCAGUACGUCUCGCUGCAGUCCAUGGUGCAGCACGAGCUGGCCCAGGGGCUGGUGGGCUUUGAGCCACGCUCAGGGCGACCAGACUCCGGGUGCCGCACGGUGCUGCGCCUGCACCGUGCCCUGCGGUGGCUGGAGCUCUUCUUGGAGGGCCUGAGGACAGCCAGCCAUGAUGCCCGCACGUCUGUCAUCUGCACCGAGUCCUACAACGCCUCGCUGGCCGCCUACCACCCCUGGCUGGUGCAGAAGGUGGCCACGGCGGCUUUCUGCACGCUGCCGUCCCGCAACAUCUUCUUAGAGAGCAUGAACGCAGGCUCAGCGGACGAGGCUGUGGCCAUGCUGGGAGAGGCUCUGCCCUGCAUCCGCAAUGUCUACGACAUCACCCAGGAGCUCUUUGCCCAGCACGGGAUGCUGAACCUGCCCUGAUGAGAGGGGUAUCCAGGGGCUUUGCCAUGUUCCAACAGGAAUCAUGGAAUGGUUUGGGUUGGAAGGGACCUCAAAGCCCAUCCAGUUCCACCCCCUGCCAUGGGCAGGGACACCUCCCACUGGCUCAGGGGCUCCAAGCCCCAUCCAACCUGGCCUGGAACACCUCCAAGGAUGGGGCAGCCACCACUACUCUGGGCAACCUGUUCCAAAAUCAGAUGAACCAAGUGAAAACUGCCUGUUUUCACUGACGCACAAGUAUCUGUUUCUGUGUCUGUGGUUCCUUUCCCUUUCAUUUUCCUGUACGGAGCCAAUAAGUUGUCAAAGCUAUUCAGGAUGCUGCACUUUAUAAGCAAAAAAAUAUGCACCAAUUUUUAUCUGCACCUGUCUUCCUCUCUGCAGAGCCCCAGCUCUACAGAAAGCUAAAGACAGCAUUAGUGCUUAAGGGAUUUCUUUUUCCUUCCUAGAUUUACCUUCAGCUCUCGCGCUCGGCUGGGUUUCAGUUUCUCUUUUAAAGCCAAACUCUGCACACUUUGAGGCUCUCUGUGUUUACACCUGUAGGUGUGACCUUGUGCACGGGCACAGUUCCAGCUGUGGUGGCUGUUUGUACGGCACAGGAGCUCACUUUGCCACUUUUGUUUACAAGCUGUUCCCCUCCGUUAUCCUCUUACAGGAAGCUCCUUUCCUUGCAGUCACAGACUCCUUUGAUUACUGCUGCUGAUUCCACAAAGAGGUGGGUGUCUUUUCUUUAAGAGACAGCACUUCCUUCUUCCUUUUCCCAUGAAGCAGGAGCUUCCCUCUCUGCAGCUCCCCCUGCCCGAUAACCUCUGCUUCACACACCUUGGGACGUGCAGCAGUUUUUAGUCUGGACUCCACAAUCCCAUCAAUCCGGCUACAGCUGCAGACUGGACCUUGUCUGUUUUCCAGCCUCCCUUCUAAAUUGUGUUCUGGCAAUUUGGUUUUUUUAAUGAAUGUCAAAUGCCUACAAAGAUUUACUUUUCUGUCUGGGGAGAAACCUGGACUUGCACUGUAAGUCACUACUUCGGGGGCUUUUAUGGCUUCUACUGUAAAUCAAUGUAUCUAAUAGCCAGUGUGUGUAUGUAUAUAGAACAGUUUGGGUUGGAAGGGACCUUAAAGAUCAUCCAGCUCCAAGCCCCUGCCAUGGACACCUCCCACUGGAUCAGGGGCUCCCAGCUCCAUCCAACCUGGCCUUGAAGCCCUCCAGGGAUGGGGCAGCCACCACUGCUCUGGGCAGCCUGUAUAUAUACACACCAAAAUAUGUAAAAUAGAGCUUAUUUCUCUUUUUAAAAGCUGAAAACUGUACCUUGUUCUUCCAGGAGGAUAUGGAUGUUGGGGAGAGGAGGGAGAAUUCCACGUGCAUUGAUUGUAUCUCAGAUAGAAGGUAUUUUGGCCCAGCACAACGCAAUGAUUCAGGAAAUCAUUAUUACCUCAUGGAGAUUAAACUGCACAUUAAAUCACAUAAAUAACAUGCUUCUGAGGAGUGUUCUUUAUAGCAAUGUUUUCUUUCUUUGUGGUGUUGGGAAGAAGGUGACUUAGAGUGCUAUCUGACCAUAUCAUAGCAUCAUAGUAUAGUUUGGGUUGGAAGGGACCUUAAAGAUCACCCCGUUCCAACUCCCCUGCCAUGGGCAGGGACAUCCCACUAAAUCUCACCCUUCACUGUUUCAUUUAUCUGGUGAUCAGAAGUGAAACCAAGUGUCAGGAGUAACCCAGACCGAGCUCGAUGCCGUGUACUGGGCUCCUGUUCCCAUCAGUCACAUCUGACAACAAUAAUUUUUGCCUGGAGACAGGAAAUGGAAUUUCCUUGAACAUCCUAAACGGAGGUUUAGUUGCUACGCUGUGAAAACACAAAUAUCAUUCCCUUCCUGCUAAGACCACUUUAAAAUGAUUAACAUAGUUCCAUAGGGUAAAUAUAUAUAAUACAUACAAACAUCGCUUUUGGCAGUGUGUUUCUUAUGAUACACUACAAAUACACAACAAGCCGGUACGAUGCUAUAAACUUUGCAGUUCAGAGCCAUCCUCUUCUCUACAUUCAGACCUGACAGAAAAUGAUGACACAACCUCAAUUACUGCGCUGUGGAACUCAUACCUGAACCAAAGUCUGAACUGAAGUUCAUGUCAUAGUUCAGCAUGAGAAAAACAGAAAUGAGGCAGUA